This is a messenger RNA of Ceutorhynchus assimilis (cabbage seed weevil), 1686 nucleotides long. NCBI's taxonomy places the organism in Eukaryota, Metazoa, Arthropoda, Insecta, Coleoptera, Curculionidae. The record is from the annotation of a GenBank genome assembly.
AUGUUAAGCGAAUUCGCCGUCGCUUUUAAAUGCGGACGGCCCGUCAAAAAUAGUGUAAUGGAAAAUAUUGGAAAGAUGAUCGAACAGCAGUCCCUGCGUGAACAAGCGGUCGAUUCCUCAAAUGGCACGGCGCACACGCAUGCGGUUAUAACAGGAGGAGGCAUGGAGACGCGGGUUGUGACGACGAUGAGGGUGCUGUCGCGUGCCGUGGUCGAGCGUCGUGUUGUUAAACAGGAAGAAGCUGAUGGCCCUCUCUCCGUUAUCGUGCAACCACAGGAGGAAUCCAGAGAGUCCGAACUGCUCAGUCCAAAAUUAUCACCCAGUUCGGUCAUGAUAGAUACCAAUGAAUACAGAAACCUAAAUCCUGAACCAACUUACCAAACUCUUACCACAGUGAAUGGCAGGAUGUCUCCCGCAGGUUAUAGUCCCAGCUCCUCCUAUGCUACACUUACCCCAUUGCAACCCUUGCCGCCAAUAUCGACGGUUUCAGAUAAAUUUGCUUAUGGCCAUGCAAGUAAUGUUACUGGAUCUUUUACAGUUAUGCAAAAUAACAGCAUUCAAGGUAUUGUUGGUUUGAAUGCAAGCACCCCGUACACAAUGAACAAUAUCGAAAUGACACCACCACAUAAUUACUCAUCGCCUAGCAUGGGUAUGCAACAACAAUCUAGUCCAAUUAGUCCGCAAAGUGCGUAUAGCCAAAAUGGUCUAUCUUCUCCUCAAAAAAGUAUGUCUCCUCAAGGUUACGAUUCUCCCUAUGGUGCGAGACAAAGUGAAAUGGUGAGUCGAACACUAAGUAGUCCCCAAUUAAGUCCUCCCGGUUCGGGGUCUUUAAAUUCCCCUGAAGGUACUCUAGUGACUAGUUUUACGAGACAGACUACUUUAAACGGACUUGGGCUUGAAAAUCAUCCGCCAACUUUAGUGCAAAUCGCGCCCCCGCAACGUGAUUGUUCACCAUCACCCCCUGUAGUAACGUUACAACAAACGUCAUCAGGGAUUCAACAUCAACAUGGUCAACAGCAACAAAAUCAACAAAUACAAAUUAAAAAUGGGAGUCCUGGAUCGCUUGGUGUUCCAUCAAUCCCAUCCGAUGUAGAAGAAAUUAAUACCAAAGAAUUAGCUCAAAGAAUAAGUGCAGAACUAAAAAGGUACAGCAUUCCGCAAGCAAUUUUUGCCCAACGUGUUUUGUGCAGAUCGCAAGGAACCCUUUCAGAUCUUUUACGAAAUCCAAAACCCUGGUCAAAAUUAAAAUCUGGCAGAGAAACUUUUAGGAGGAUGUGGAAAUGGCUUCAAGAACCAGAAUUUCAGAGAAUGUCUGCACUUCGGUUAGCAGGUUGCAAACGGAAAGAGGACCCUACGAGCAAUACGGAACAGAUGCCUACACCCAAGAAACCUCGCUUGGUAUUUACAGAUCUACAGAGGCGUACUCUUCAGGCUAUUUUUAAGGAAACCAAGAGGCCUUCUAAAGAGAUGCAAGUAACAAUUGCGAGGCAGUUGGGUUUAGAACCAACAACCGUCGGAAAUUUCUUCAUGAACGCGAGAAGGCGAUCUAUGGAUAAAUGGAAAGAUGAAGACCCGAAAUCAGCUGCAGCGAUGAUGCAUCAGAUGUCGCCAGGAAUGGAAGAUGAUUUAGAUCAGGACGAUGGAGACAUGGACAAUGACAUGGAUGAUCAUGAUGAUGUCUUGUGA